Molecule: messenger RNA, 988 nt
Organism: Salvia hispanica
Lineage: Eukaryota; Viridiplantae; Streptophyta; Magnoliopsida; Lamiales; Lamiaceae
Source: RefSeq, a predicted model, not a curated record
UCACACAUACAAGAGAUUAGUGACAAGAAAUAUGGAUUCUUAUGAAGAACCUAAGAUCCCCAUCUUCGAAUUCACCGAAGCGAGCUUGACUCCUGGGUCGAGCUCGUGGAAGUCGACGUCAAAUUCAGUGCGACGUGCCUUGGAAACCUACGGGUGUUUGGUCGUGUCGAAUGAAAAGACACGACCUGAUCAACAACACCUGCACGAGUCCUUGUUUAGUGCGUUGGAUGAGGCGUUUUCUCUUCCCGAUGAGACGAAAAGGAAGUACACUUCUGAACUUGCAGGCUUUGGAUAUGAUGGUAGGUAUCCAAAGAUACCUUAUUUAGAGUAUUUUGGAAUUGAAGAUGAAGGAAAUUUUCAAAGGGUCAAAAACUUCACCAGCCUCAUGUGGCCUCAUGGGAAUGAUAAAUUCUGCAAAACUAUAUGCUCACACGGUAAAAUAUUGCUGCAACUGAACAAGACGAUCAUGAAAAUGGGCUUGGACCUCACAAAGACUAGAAUUUCCUUAACGUGCUUUGCUCCAACGAAAUCGAGGGUUUGCAGGUCCAAAAUCGCCAGGGAGAGUGGAUGGAUUUUGAGCCAUCGCCUUCCAAAUUUAUCGUCUUAGUAGGCGAAUCACUCAUGGCAUGGAGCAAUGGGAGGUUACAUAGUCCGACACAUAGGGUUAUUACAAGGGGAUUUAAGGAUAGGUAUUCUUUUGGAGUGUUUGGGUUCGUUCAUGGCCUGGUGGAAGUGCCACAAGAGUUGGUUGAUGAUCAAAAUCCUUUGAGGUUUAAACCUUUCAACAGCAUAGAUUUCCUUCAAUACUGCAAGGAUGGUGGGCCCACCAUUGACCACGCCAUCCACUCAUAUUGUGGGAUUUGAAUAGUAUUUGUUUGUAUUGUUUCUUUUUAUGUUCAUAUGGCUUGUAUGUUGGUGAUAUUAGGAUUUGGCGUUUUAUUCUUUGUACGAAGUCAUUGUGUACGAUAUAGAUAAAAUUAUACUGUAA